Molecule: messenger RNA, 1485 nt
Organism: Cicer arietinum (chickpea)
Lineage: Eukaryota; Viridiplantae; Streptophyta; Magnoliopsida; Fabales; Fabaceae
Product: xyloglucan O-acetyltransferase 1-like
Cellular component (GO): Golgi apparatus
Molecular function (GO): O-acetyltransferase activity
Source: RefSeq, a predicted model, not a curated record
AAAGCAAGAAAGGAGAAGAGGAAACAGUCUUUGAAGGAAGAUGAUGACAAAUACAUACACUUUGAAAUAUAAAUUCACCAAAAAUAUUAUUCCCUCCAUUUUCUACAUUUUUCCACCCAUAGCUUUAAUUUGCCUAUACUUUUACUCUCACUCCUUUGCUCCAUUCUUCACUCUCAUCACUCACUACUCUCCACUGCCUGCUUCUACGCCUACAGAGAUUGAAAAAGCUUAUGAGAAGACAUGUGACUAUUCCAUUGGAAAAUGGGUCCAUGACAAGAGAGAACCUUUGUAUAAUGCAACAACAUGUAGUAAUAUCAAGCAAAGCCUAAAUUGCAUUAGUAAUGGAAGACCUAACACAACCUACCAAUAUUGGAGAUGGAAACCAAGUGAGUGCAAUCUUCCAAUGUUUAAACCAAACACUUUUCUCAAUCUCAUCAAAAACAAACAAAUAGCUUUUGUUGGUGACUCUUUAGCUAGGAACCAAAUUGACUCACUUAUUUGCUUAUUAUCCACUACUUCAACCCCACAAGGUUCCCAGCAUAAGGGCUCUACUAAAUGGUACUUUCCUUCUCACAAUGCAAAUGUGUCCAUCUAUUGGUCACCAUUUCUUGUGAAGGGUGAACAAAGAAAAAACAAAGGGCCAAAUUAUAAUACCAUUUUUUUGGAUCAUGUUAAUGAGAAAUGGGCUAAUGACAUAAAUGAAAUGGACUUGGUUGUUUUAUCGUUUGGUCAUUGGUUUAUGGUUCCUUCAAUUUAUUAUGAGGGUGAUUCUGUUUUAGGUAGUCAUGAUCUUAAAUUUAAUUACCCCAAAAUUGGAUUUUAUGUUCCAUUUAGAAAGGCUUUAAGGACUGCCCUCAAUAGUAUAAUUGAUGGGAGAGGAAAUAAUAGUAGCAAGGGUAAUAAUGGAAUUGAUGUAAUUGUGACAACAUAUUCACCUACUCAUUUUGAAGGUGAUUGGGAUAAGGGUGGUACUUGUUCAAAGAGUGAGCCAUAUGAAAAUGAGGAAAAGAAACUUGAAGGAAUGGACGAUGAGUUAAGAAAAAUUGAGUUCGAGGAAGUGGAAAAUGCCAAAGUAAAAGCUAAAGAAUUUGGAGGAAUUAGAUUUGAGAUUUUGGAUAUAACUAAAUUAGCAUUGUUGAGACCAGAUGGUCAUCCGGGUGCUUAUAUGAAUCCUUUUCCUUUUGCAAAAGGGGUUCCAAAACAUGUUCAAAAUGAUUGUGUUCAUUGGUGCUUGCCAGGUCCUAUAGAUACUUGGAAUGAGGUUUUUUUGGAGACUAUGAAGAAGUGGGAUCAACGUUCCCAAAAAGAAAAAUGAUACAUUUUUUCUUUUAUGUUAUUCUUAUUGAGGAAUGAUUGAUUUUGUUUAGUUUAAUUACGCUCUCUUCUUGUCUAAUGUAAAGGGUAACAUUUACAUUACAUGUAUUGCUUAGAAAAGUUGCACAUUUUUUUUUAAAGUGGUGUAUACCAUUGUAUGAUGGACACAAU